Coffea eugenioides is the source of this 451-nucleotide messenger RNA. RefSeq names its product mediator of RNA polymerase II transcription subunit 15a-like. Gene Ontology annotation, biological process: regulation of DNA-templated transcription. Bases 8 to 451 code for a protein of 147 amino acids. Gene Ontology annotation, molecular function: chromatin DNA binding; transcription coactivator activity. NCBI's taxonomy places the organism in Eukaryota, Viridiplantae, Streptophyta, Magnoliopsida, Gentianales, Rubiaceae. The record is from RefSeq and is a predicted model, not a curated record. The transcript is spliced from 4 exons.
UUCGGCAAUGGAUAGCAACAGUUGGAGGGCGCCUCAAGGCCAGAUGGCUCAGGGUCCUCCUCAAGGUGGUCAAGUAGGCGGCAGUGGAGAAGUAUCGGCUGUCCCAAAUCCAGCUCCGCCCGCUACUAUUGACAGCGGCGAUUGGAGGACUCAACUCCAAGCUGAUUCUCGUCAAAGAAUCGUAAAUAAGAUAAUGGAGACUUUGAAGAGGCAUCUGCCAUUCUCUGGACAAGAGGGACUGCAAGAACUUAAGAAAAUUGCUGUGAGGUUUGAGGAAAAGAUUUAUACUGCAGCAACUAGCCAGUCAGAUUAUCUGAGAAAGAUAUCUUUGAAGAUGCUGACAAUGGAAACUAAGUCCCAAAAUCCCAUGGCUAAUCCGCUACAAGCUAAUGCUGCCAAUGCAAGCAAAAAUCCUCCAGACCAAGGAGUUGGUGCUGCUAAUGUUCUCUAA